ACUUGAAUCAAGGAAACGACAAAAUUCGAAGGGGAAAAUAUCACAAUAUAUCAGAAUAUUGGAGUGUUCGGAACAAAAAAAGGCUUUCAAAAAUAGUUUAUUAAAACAAAUAAUAAAAAUGCCGGACAACAAGGAUAUUAAGGAAAAUGAGAAGAUCAAGAAGAAACAGAAGAAAGAUAAGAACGAAAGGAAUGACAAGAUCGAGAAGAACGAUAAGGAAAUAUUGGACUUAACUGAAGAAUUAAUCUACGAUGAUGCUGAGGAGUUUGUGGUCUCCAGGGUCUGCGAUAGAAGGAUUAAUUUGCAGGGCCAGCUGGAAUAUAGGGUACACUGGGAGCACUGCCCUGAUUCAGACGACACCUGGGAAAAGGCCUCAAAUCUAAAUUGUGAAGCGCUUAUUAAUUCCUUUGAAAGGCAAAGAUGUCUAAAAAUCGGACAAGAGUUAAAUGGCCAUUACAAGAAUAAGGCCAAGCGACUGAAGAUCGACCCACACCUGGUUACAGACAAUCCCUUUAACUUUGACUUUGAAGCGCAACGCAUUAUUAGGGGUUUCAAUAUCAACGGAGAAAUAUCCUUACUCAUCAAGUUCAAGGACAUGGACGAGCCGCAGAUUGUACCGGCUGAAAUAGCUUAUGCAGAAAUUCCCCAAAUGGUAUUGCGUUUCUAUGAGAAGCAUGUUGAUUUUAAGAAGGCGAAACGACGAGAGUCUUAGGUUGUUGCACGUUGUGAUUCUGUUCCAUGUUCUGAUUGUUAGAAGUUAUAUUAAAGUUAAUGUUCACAAAGUGUGAUGAAAAAAGAUGCAUCUAAGGAGGCUUAGUUUGAAAAAUGUAUUACUCGAAAUUAGAACCAUUAAAUCGAGCCACUUUGUGAAACAUUACAAAUAUUAA
Molecule: messenger RNA, 887 nt
Organism: Drosophila ananassae
Lineage: Eukaryota; Metazoa; Arthropoda; Insecta; Diptera; Drosophilidae
Gene: HP1e
Product: chromobox protein homolog 3
Exons: 2
Coding region: 119-712 (197 amino acids)
Biological process (GO): negative regulation of transcription by RNA polymerase II; chromatin organization
Cellular component (GO): nucleus; pericentric heterochromatin
Molecular function (GO): chromatin binding
Source: RefSeq, a predicted model, not a curated record